Molecule: messenger RNA, 1712 nt
Organism: Teleopsis dalmanni
Lineage: Eukaryota; Metazoa; Arthropoda; Insecta; Diptera; Diopsidae
Exons: 2
Coding region: 1-1641 (546 amino acids)
Molecular function (GO): protein dimerization activity
Source: RefSeq, a predicted model, not a curated record
AUGAGAAAGAUUAUUGACCCUAUUUGUCGUGGCUUAGAAGAAAAAUUUAAUAAAAAAUUUGUAUUGAACAGCAAUAACUGUAAAAGUGUCUUGAAAUUAGUUGCUGGCAACAUUAAAGAACAUAUUAAAAAAGAGCUCAAGCAACGAUUGAUUUCCUUAAAAAUUGACAGUGCCACAAGAUUGUCUCGCAAUAUAUUUGCUGUUAGUGCACAAUUUAUAAAAAACAACGAAAUUAUAUCAACCAUUUUAGGAAUGGUGGAACUGAAAGGAGUGGCAUCAAGUUCAUCUCGUAAUUUGUCGACGGAAAUUGUGAACUUAUUGAGCAAAUACAAUGUAAAUCUCAAUCAAGUUGUAUCAAUUACAUCAGAUAAUGGUGCAAACAUGAUCAAAACGACAAAGAUUUUAUCGCACUGUAGCAUCGCCAACGAGCUGUACGAAGAAGUCGAGGCUGAGGAAGCAAAUGAUGUAUAUUUAAAAAAUAUCGAACUUUUCGAAGAUACAAUUGACAUUCAGUUGGGCGACAUUCAAAUUUGCCGUUGUGCUGCUCACACUGCUCAGCUCUGUGCACUGGAUGCUACUAAGGACUUGAACAUUAGAACUUAUUUGAUGAAUUGCAGAAACUUAGUCAAGUUCAUCAAAAAAAAUUCUAACGGCUAUCGUGAAAUUUUUGAACUAAAAAAGUUGACUCUACCACAACUCGAUUGUCCUACACGGUGGGGAUCGACAUAUAAUAUGGUAGAAAAAGUUUAUGCAGCCAAGGAAGUUUUGGACAACGUAGAGUCUGUACAAAAUAAAUCUUUAGAUGAGAAUUUUGAAAUAUGCGAUGAAUUUUGGGAGUUUGUGAAGAGUUAUUCUACUGUGUUUGAACCAUUACAACGAACAAUCAUAAAAUUUCAAGAAGAACAUCUGCAUUAUGGAAAUUUUUUUGCACAGUGGAUGAAGUGCAAUCUUAUAACCAAAAAAAUUGUAAAUGAUUUUGAUGAUAAAAGUUCUCUUGUAAAUAAAAUUGGAACGAAUUUGUUGCAUAAUAUAGAAGUGAGAACUGUAAAACUUCUAACAAACAAAAGCUUAAACGCAUGUUUGUAUUUGGACCCACGCUUUAGCCAUACAUUGACUGUAGAGCAAAAAAACGAAGCUGUUCUGUUUUUAAAACGACUAUAUAAUAGACUGACAGCACUGAACUCAGGUUUCCUGAUUGAUAAGAAGAAUUCAGCCACAAAUUGCACACAAAUGGAAGAUACUCUCGAAUAUGAGGAUAGGUACCUUAAUGAUUAUCUUUCUAACCACUUCGAAGCUCAAAGUAAUAACAACAUGGACGUCUACACCAAAAUUGAAAUUUUGAAGUUACCUUUUCAACGUGUUGAUAUAAAUGUAUUGGACUUUUGGAAAGAAAGACAGUUUGCUGAUCCAGAAUUACAUGCGCUUGCGAAUAUAUGUUUUGCAAUUCCACCAACUCAGGUUACCAUCGAGCGUGCUUUUUCGUCACUAAAAUUGAUAUUAUCUGAUCAACGGAAUCGUCUUAAUCAUGAAACUUUAGAAAACAUUCUCAUGGUUAAACUAAAUCCGCAAUUUUUGGACCAUGCUAUUGAUGAUAUGCCGUUGUUUCAACCUCCUGAAUGGGACUUAAAUUUAGAAGAAUAAUAACAUCAAAUUAAAAUUUUUAAUCAUAAUUGAUAACAAAGUUUUUAUGUUUUUUACCGGGCGUAGGUCGU